AUGAAGUACAGGACGUUGGUGAUGUACAUGGAGAUCGGCUGCUUCGUCUCCUGCCUGUGUGGAUGGAUCCUGGUGUGUUCCACUCUUCCCACAGAGUACUGGACUUUCUCUGAGGUGGGAAGCAUCGUGCUGACCACAUCGAACUACUACUCGAACCUGUGGAGGGACUGCAUCUCUGACACUACGGGGGUGUCCGACUGCAAGGAUUACCCCUCCAUGCUGGCCCUGCCUGCAUUCCUCCACGCCUGCAGAGCUCUCGCCGUCUGUGCUGUCAUCACCGGCUUCUUUGGAGGCGUCCUCACACUCAUAGGGAUGAAAUGCACUAAAAUAGGCGGGUCAGAGGUCGCCAAUGCAAGGGUGACAUUUGCAGGUGCCCUGACCUAUCUAACUUCAGGAUUCUGUGGUAUGAUCACCUACUCUUGGUGGGCCAACAAAGUCGUUACAGAGUUCUUGGAUCCAAAUUUCAGGGCACAGAAAUUUGAAAUUGGAGCUGCGGUUUUCGUUGGCUGGGGCGGCUCCAUCCUCCUCCUCUCAGGGGGGGCGGUGCUGAGUUACUUCUCUGGAAAAGAAGGCCUACCAUCAAGUUCUGAUAACAUGCCUCGUAGACCGCGCACUUAUGCCAGCGCCCGAACCAGACGGACCUACAUGCUCCCAGCCGCGUCCUCCAGAGUCACCCUGGUGCCACCGCUGUUCUACGAAGGCAGGAAGAGCCGGGCAACCAGGACAACGGCAAAGACUGUGAAGACCUUCAGCAGGGACAGUUUUGUCUGA
Messenger RNA from Cheilinus undulatus (humphead wrasse), 771 nucleotides. RefSeq names its product claudin 10d (gene cldn10d). Lineage: Eukaryota; Metazoa; Chordata; Actinopteri; Labriformes; Labridae. Bases 1 to 771 code for a protein of 256 amino acids. The record is from RefSeq and is a predicted model, not a curated record. Gene Ontology annotation, molecular function: structural molecule activity. Gene Ontology annotation, biological process: bicellular tight junction assembly; cell adhesion. The transcript is spliced from 5 exons. Gene Ontology annotation, cellular component: plasma membrane; bicellular tight junction.